AUUUUCAGUAAUAGUAAACACCCACCAGAAAUAGUCUUGAGUCCUUCUGGAUUACUGAGAACUUAUUAAGUAUUGAAUUGCAGGCAUUGAUUGAACACAGCCUUUUUUUUUCAAGGACUGGAUUACAUCUGUCCAUACUGAUGUACACCAUGUCAGUCUCCCUGUGGAAAAAUUCUAUCUCUGUGCAGUUGAUUGAGCUUAAUGUCACACUGAGCAUUCAGGCACUAAUUACUCAACUGUAACAAUAAUUCUCUGCUAAAAAAGUCAUUGAGAGAAGGAAUUAUGGUGUCCAGGGAAUUUACAGAGGGAGGCAGUAUGGAAUCUCAGGAAGGGUUUACUAUGGAUGGUACUGUUGAUUUGAAGGGCAGGCCUGUUCUUAGGUCCAAGACUGGAAAAUGGAAAGCUUGCUCAUUUCUAGUUGGGUAUGAAAUAUUUGAAAGGAUGGCCUUCUAUGGAAUUGCCUCCAAUUUAGUGAAUUACUUAACCAGUAAGUUACAUGAGGGCACAGUAACUUCUUCAAGGAAUGUAAACAAUUGGACUGGUGCCAUUUGGAUUACUCCUAUAUUUGGUGCAUACAUUGCAGAUACCCACUGGGGACGCUACUGGACUUUCACAAUAUUCUCCUUCAUUUAUAUACUGGGCAUGGCUAUUUUGACAUUGGCUGUCUCAGUGCCAUCUCUGAAACCACCAACAUGUGCAAAAGAUGUGAGUGUGUGUCCAAAAGCCUCUACAUUUCAGGUUGGAAUCUUUUAUUUUGGAUUGUAUGUCCUUGCUGUGGGCACAGGUGGCACAAAGCCCAAUAUUUCCACCAUUGGUGCAGAUCAAUUUGAUGAGUUUGAGCCCAAAGAGAGGGUUCAAAAGGUUUCCUUCUUCAAUUGGUGGAUGUUCAGUGUGUUUUUGGGAUCACUGUUUGCACAAACUUUUCUGAUAUACAUCCAGGAAGAUAUUGGAUUCCCUGUGGGAUAUGGAGUUCCUACUCUUGGCUUGAUUAUAUCAGUGGUUAUAUUCUUAGUGGGUACUCCAGUUUACAGACAUAAACUUCAGAAAGGGAAUCCUUUUGGUCGAAUUGCUCAGGUAAUAGUUGCAGCAGUUCGUAAAUGGAGAGUGAAGGUACCUGCUAAUGCAGAAGAGCUUUAUGAACUGGAGCCCAAAGCUUAUCUUGCCAAAGGAAGAUUCCCCAUUUCUAACACUCCAAUCUUGAGAUUCCUGGAUAAAGCAGCAACAAAGGACAGUACUAUAUCAAGUCCAUGGAGGCUAUGCACUGUGACUCAAGUAGAAGAAGCCAAGCUAAUGAUAAAACUACUCCCAAUAUGGGUUGCCAUGUUCAUACCAAGCACAUUAGUAGCCCAAGUAAACACACUCUUCAUCAAGCAAGGAAACACACUCAAGAGAAACAUGGGCCCUCACUUUGAAAUCCCCUCUGGCUCUCUCACAGCAUUUGUCACCAUGUCAAUGCUGGUGUCCAUUGUAAUCUAUGAAAGAAUCCUUGUCAAGCUCUUCAGAAAAUUUACAGGAAAUCCCAGAGGCAUAACUAUCUUACAAAGGAUGGGGAUUGGUCUAGUUAUGGAUGUAAUACUUAUGGCAGUUGCAGCAAUAACAGAGCAACAAAGGAUCAAAAUUGUGAAAGAACAUGGACUUGAAGGCCACCCAAAAGCAGUAGCACCCCUCACAGUCUUCAUUUUGCUUCCUCAGUUUAUACUCAUGGGUAUAAGAGAUGCAUUCCUUGAAGUGGGUAAGUUAGAAUUUUUCUAUGAUCAGUCACCUGAGAGCAUGCAAAGCAUAGGAACUUCACUGUUUGCCAGUACAUUAGGCGUUGGGAAUUUUAUCAGCGCUUCUCUUCUGACUACAGUGGCUGAUAUAACUGGAAAAAAGGGCCACACAAGUUGGAUUCUAGACAAUCUGAAUGCAUCCCGGAUUUACUAUUAUUAUGCAUUGUUGGCUGUUCUUAGUUUCUUGAAUCUGAUUUUCUUUCUGGUAGUUUCAUGGCUGUAUGUUUAUAAGAGAGAAACAAGUGAAGCUUUUGGCAGCAGCCAUGGGAGGAAUGCUAUUCAACGUGAAAACCAGCAACAGAGUUGUACAGACGUAGACAAUGUCAAUGUUACGUCCAUGGAGCUCGUUCCCAAAUGAGAGUUGUAUUGAACUCUAAUAAUUAUGUUGUGAUUAAUUACUCUCAUAUUGUUUCAUAAGUGUUGUAAAGCAUUCAAGGGGUUGGGGUUGAGGUUGGUUGUCUACAAGGUUCAGUUUUCGUCGUGGAGAUUUAUGUUUAAAUCUUAGAGGUGUAUCGGAUGUGGAAUUCUAAGUUGUGACUCUUGGUAUUCUAUUGUUGGUUUUCAGUGCGGAGGUGGUUUCUAGUGUAUUUGUUUGAAAGGAGCUAAACUUAGUAUCAUGGUUGUGCUUGCAAGAGCUUGUAUUGGUCUCACGUUGAUGUUUGUAUGAGUAGAAUGUUUGAAAAUGAUUAAUGAUAUUUACAAAAUUAUGUAA
Molecule: messenger RNA, 2481 nt
Organism: Cryptomeria japonica (Japanese cedar)
Lineage: Eukaryota; Viridiplantae; Streptophyta; Pinopsida; Cupressales; Cupressaceae
Product: protein NRT1/ PTR FAMILY 5.2
Exons: 4
Coding region: 283-2127 (614 amino acids)
Biological process (GO): dipeptide transport; transmembrane transport
Cellular component (GO): membrane
Molecular function (GO): tripeptide transmembrane transporter activity; dipeptide transmembrane transporter activity
Source: RefSeq, a predicted model, not a curated record